UGGUGUACUGCCAACUUUCAGAUUUGCAUACAAUUAUAUAGGCAGGCAGAGAACAGGUAGUCGUCAGUAGCUACCCGUGUGCAGCUUGUGUUGAAGCGUGCCGGGGCGUAGUUCUGGAGUCCAGAAGACGUUUGGACUGAAGCUGACAUGAUGCACUUGAAGUUGAACAGAAGGGACCAGUUCACUCACAAAGCAUUCCUUCUUGCAACCAUACUAACAGUAUGCCGUGGAAUAGCUGUGAACAGAAACGAUGACACGUCCGUCGUGAAGCGAACAAGGCGAGCAUCACAAGCAACAUCACCUGACCCCUGUGAUCAGGCCACCUGUGCCCCUCCUGGUCAGGGCUUCUGUAAGGCCAUCAGUGACACACAAUACAGCUGUCAUUGUCUACCAGGAUUCAAGGAUGUCAACGGAGAUGGCAGCGUUUGUGAAGCCCUCCACCCUCCGGGUUCCUGGCAGCCUCCAGCAGACCCCUGUGAUCAGGCCACCUGUGCCCCUCCUGGUCAGGGCUUCUGUAAGGCCAUCAGUGACACACAAUACAGCUGCCACUGUCUACCAGGAUUCAAGGAUGUCAACGGAGAUGGCAGCGUUUGUGAAGCCCUACACCCCCCUGGUGCUGCCCGGCCCCAAGCUGACCCAUGUGACCGUGCUGAUUGUGCCCCUGAGGGACAGGCCAAGUGUGUCCCCCUGAGUCCCACCAAGUACCGCUGCGAAUGUCUGCCAGGAUACAUUGGGGAUGGAAGAGUCUGUAAAGAACCGUCCUGUAAGACCCAAAAGUUGAAAGUGGACCUGGUCUUCCUGCUGGAUGGGUCGGGUAGCAUUGGACGAACCAACUUUCAAAAGCUGAAGGACUUUACCUCCCAGAUCGUCAACACAUUUGACAUCUCCCCCACCCACACGCGGGUUGGAGUGGUGCAGUACGCCACGCUUCCCAACACUGAAUUCGAAUUGAACAGUUACUCUGACAGAUCACAUGUACUCUCGGCCAUUGAGAGAAUUCCUUACAAGAGGGGGAGCACCAACACUGGGAAAGCCAUUGAUUUCGUUCGUCGGAGGAAAUUCAUACCCACCAACGGUGACCGUGAAGAUGUCCGGGACGUGUUGAUUGUCAUCACGGAUGGAGAGUCGUACGACGACGUGGUGGACCCAGCCCGCCGCGCCGCACAGAGCGGAAUCACUCUCUAUGCAGUGGGGGUCGGCGACGGCGUGAAUGACAGGACGUUAGAACACAUUGCGGGGGAUUCGAGUCGAGUUCUACAUGUCUCCGACUAUUCAUCACUUGCCGCCAUUGCACAAGAGCUUCAGGAGACAGUGUGUGAAGGACCAUACAAAAGUCUUGGCUGCUGGAUAGACACCGAGGACCGUGCCAUCGAUACUUUGGAAGGGACGGACACUUUACUGGACACAUUCAACUACCACAAACGUCCGAAUGCCGUUCACAAGUGCUACCAGGUUGCCCUGAGCCGUGGUUUUACGGUGUUUGCCGUUCAGAAUGGAGGACAGUGUUUCUCUUCCAAAACAGCACAGGACACAUACUGGAAGUAUGGCCGGUCACUGUCCUGUGGAUAUGAUGGGAAAGGAGGACCCUGGUCAAACCAAGUCUACCAGAUUGUUGCCAUGAACAAGGUCACACCCACAUUGCCACCAGGUGAGCUCAAGCAAUGUCUGCAUGAAAGAUUUUAA
Messenger RNA from Branchiostoma belcheri (Belcher's lancelet), 1683 nucleotides. Its product is annotated as transmembrane cell adhesion receptor mua-3-like. The record is from RefSeq and is a predicted model, not a curated record. The transcript is spliced from 9 exons. Lineage: Eukaryota; Metazoa; Chordata; Leptocardii; Amphioxiformes; Branchiostomatidae. Gene Ontology annotation, molecular function: calcium ion binding. Bases 148 to 1683 code for a protein of 511 amino acids.